Molecule: messenger RNA, 2561 nt
Organism: Lagopus muta (rock ptarmigan)
Lineage: Eukaryota; Metazoa; Chordata; Aves; Galliformes; Phasianidae
Product: AT-rich interactive domain-containing protein 1A-like
Exons: 2
Coding region: 85-1308 (407 amino acids)
Biological process (GO): chromatin remodeling; regulation of transcription by RNA polymerase II; positive regulation of DNA-templated transcription
Cellular component (GO): brahma complex; nBAF complex; SWI/SNF complex
Molecular function (GO): nucleosome binding
Source: RefSeq, a predicted model, not a curated record
CCUUCCUUCCCCUCCCGUUUUUCUCCUCCCCCAUAGCUGCCCGGCCUGCUGGAAGUCCUGGUGGAGUAUUUGCGGCGCUGCCUGAUGGAGGUCUUUGGAAUCCUGGAGGAGUACGAGGUGGGUAUUUGCCCAGGGCAAAGCUCACUGUGUGGGUUGGAGAGCGCCCACCUGCUCUGGCAGCUUGGCGGCGGAGAUACCACUGAGCACAUCCAGACCCACUUGGAGAGCAAGAGAGAGCGCUCCGCGGCUGAGAGCAAUGGAAAUGCUCGGGAAGGGCAGGCUGCUCCAUCUGACAGCUCCUCAGCAAUUGUGGAGGAUGAGCCUCGCAGCAGAGACGAGGCACUGCUCUGCCUCACCCACGACUGGCAGGACUCUGUGGCGAAGCGCUGCAUCUGUGUCUCCAACAUCAUCAGGAGCUUGUCGUUUGUGCCGGGCAAUGACGCCGAGAUGUGCAAACACACCGGGCUGCUGCUGAUCCUGGGGAAAAUGCUGCUCUUACACCAUGAGCACCCAGAGCGCAAGCAGGCAGCCCUGAGCUCAGAGAGAGAGGAGCUGGAGCAGGACCAGGGGCUGAGCUGCGGCCAGGAGGAGUGGUGGCGGGACUGCCUGCAGGAACUGCGUGAGAACACCCUGGUGACGCUGGCCAACAUUUCCGGCCAGCUGGACCUGUCCCCUCUCCCAGAAAGCCUCUGCUUGCCCAUCGUGGACGGACUCCUCCACUGGGCAGUGUGUCCAUCAGCAGAGGCCCAGGACCCUUUUCCAGCGCUGGGGUCGAAUGCCGUCCUCUCCCCUCGGAGCCUGGCUUUGGAAACGCUCAGCAAACUGAGCACCCGGGACACCAACGUGGAUUUGAUCCUCGCGGCUCCCCCCACCAGCCGCUUGGAGAUGCUGUACAGCAGCCUGCUGCGUUUGCUCCGCGACAGAGAGAGCCCGGUGUGCAGAGAGAUGGCGGUGGUCCUACUGGCCUCCUUGGCGCAGGGGGACAGCCUGGCAGCGAGGGCGAUUGCCUCGCAGGAGAGGAGCGUCGGCGACUUGCUGGGCUUCUUGGAGGACGGCCUGGCCGCCGCGCGGUGCCAGCAGAGCCAGGCCGGCCCGGUGCCCGAGCAGAACGCGCCCUGCGAGCCGCCGAGCGUGGACAUGAUGCGCCGAGCGGCUCGGGCGCUGCUCGCCCUGGCUGAGGUGGGCGAGAGCCGCUCGCAGUUCACGCUGCACGAGUCGCGGCUGUUGGACAUCUCCGUGUCGCCCGCGGUGGAUUCCUUGGUCUCCCAGGUUAUCUGCGACGUGCUGUUCUUCAUUGCCCGGCCCUGACAGCUGCGGGGUGCAGCUCACCCUGCGUGAGCGUGCGUGAGCGGAGAACUGAGAAGCCGACGGUUGCCCUUUAUUUAUGCACAGCCACCUCGGGAAUCCGCUGCCUGCCCUGCGCUGUCCUGCUUCUCUCUUGGAGGAUGAUGUCCCCAUUUCCUUUCCCCUUCUCCUUCACAUUUCUUCAAAUUUGUCCCAAAUCCCUCAUUAAAAGACACAAAAUUCUUUCUACGCGGAGGACUCUCACAUUUUGUUUUAGCCAAAGUUACUGUCUUCUACUGUGCGUGUGGGGAGAACAACUUGUCCCCCUUUCCCCAUCCCUUUCUAGCAUGACGAGUCACCGCGCUGAUGACCUGCAGAGCGAGAUGCAGGUAUUUGAUCUCUUGCCAGGCGUCCCUCCCUGGGGGAUGCUGUACAGGGCUCUGCCUUUUCAGUCAUUGCUGCCUCAGCACCACUCAACUUGCAGUGUCUUUUUCCUGCUUUUGUUUCCUUUCUAAUCGAGGUGUGAGAAAGCCCUAGGACUUCCAGCCGAAGUUGCAGAUGCAGACACACAACUGUCAUUUUUCAGCGAUGACUUCUGCACUGGGAACCCAGAACGACUGGGGAGGGAACAAAGGGGGACACUGAGGGCGGCCCAGGGGCUCCCAGAGCUACUUGGACAGGGACCGAGGGGACAUGGGGGCACAGAACCACCAGGGAGGGGACAAUGGGGGGAUGCUGGGUGCACCAAAACCACCAAGGGACAGCAGGAGAACACAGGAGUAAUGUGGGGCCCCCAAAGAGUGAGAUUAUGGGGGCAUCCCAUUGGGGUUAGGGGCUCCUAGAGGUCCUGACUUUGGGGGGAGGUGAUGGUCUUGGUGGUGGGAGGGUUAGGAGGUCUCUCAUUGGGGCUGGGGACUCUGGGGACUCCAAGGGCUCCUAUAUGAUUUGUUGGAGGGGGUCUUACUGGUCUUGGGAGGACUGGGGAGUCCCAUUGUGGCUGGGGGUCCCGUUGGGUUGUGGGGCUCUCUGGGCUCCUGUUUUAAUGGGGAGAGUCCUAACAAGGGCUGGGAGGGUGUGUGCAUUCCCAGGGGUCCUGUCUUUCUUCCAGGUGCUUUAUUAUAUUUGGGAAGAAAUGGGGAGUCCCAUUGAGGCUGGAGUUCCCAUUGGCACUGGGGGAUUUUGGAGGGGUUGUGAGGUCCUGGGGCAACGUGAGGGGACUCCAUAGGGGUUGGGAUCCCUGGGUUUGCAGUCACCCCCCAGGGACCUGCAGCCUGGAG